This is a messenger RNA of Parasteatoda tepidariorum (common house spider), 3453 nucleotides long. Its product is annotated as transcription factor Sox-3. NCBI's taxonomy places the organism in Eukaryota, Metazoa, Arthropoda, Arachnida, Araneae, Theridiidae. Gene Ontology annotation, molecular function: RNA polymerase II cis-regulatory region sequence-specific DNA binding; DNA-binding transcription activator activity, RNA polymerase II-specific. The record is from RefSeq and is a predicted model, not a curated record. Gene Ontology annotation, cellular component: nucleus. Gene Ontology annotation, biological process: cell differentiation; positive regulation of transcription by RNA polymerase II.
UGCUAGCCGAAUCCCGUGAGUUUGUUUCAAACUAACCUCGGAGAGUAAAAGACGCUCGUAUCGACGGAGCGCUUUUUCAAAACCUGAAAGCGACGUGUUAUCUGUUUUGACUCCGGCUUUUGAGAACGACUUCGUGCGCUGAUAUUUGUUUACAUUCGUGCGCCUCUUCAUCGAGCGCUUUGAUCAGUGAACUUGAUUUGUUUCAAUAUUGACUUUUUGCGUAGUUUUUUUUGUAGAACUGGCGCAAAGUGUGUGACAUUUAUUUUUCGUACCAAAACACGGAUUCAAGCUCCACCAUUCGGCCCUGUAGUAGCCAGUACUGCCAGCAGUGCUGCAGCCCGCACUCGCUGGACCAGCAGUCAGACGCGGCCAGUCCCCUUGUCGCCCCAGUCAUGGAUAGAGAUUAUUCUGCCUACCAUUUUGGAAUGACCCACACAGGGGGUCUAGAUCCGUCAGAUUUGAAAGUUGGGGGUGGUGGAAUGGUUCCACAGCACCACUCCCACGCCACACAUCCAUCUCAAACUCACCACCAUAUGACCGCAAGCCAUCAUUCUCCGACAGCGAUGACCAACAAUCAAGGCCACCAUCAAACUUCAAUGGGUUUGACGAGCAACGGUGGUACUGGAGGCGGUGGCAACAACAAUAGCGGCGGCAACAACAAUAAGAAAGACGCCGAACGAGUGAAAAGACCGAUGAAUGCCUUUAUGGUUUGGUCACGUGGCCAGCGGCGCAAGAUGGCUCAAGAAAAUCCAAAAAUGCACAACUCCGAGAUCAGCAAGAGGCUCGGCGCUGAAUGGAAAUUGCUGUCUGAAUCGGAUAAAAGGCCAUUCAUCGAUGAAGCAAAAAGACUGAGAGCUGUCCACAUGAAGGAACACCCUGAUUACAAAUACAGGCCUCGAAGGAAGACCAAAACCCUGAUGAAAAAAGACAAUCAGUUCAAGAUGAGUGGUGGAUUGAUUCCUGGUGAUACACGGCCCUCGUCGGGUGCCGUUCCUCAAGUUGGCCGCGACAUGUACUCGAUCAACGGCUACAUGCCCAAUGGAUACCCUAGCAUGAUGCAUGAAGCAGCCGCACAGGCUUACAAUCAGCAUGCAGCUUACAACUCCCACAUGUCAAACACUGGACUGUACUCUCGUUACGAAGUUCCCCAAAUGCACACACCUAUGACCACCUCACCGUCUUCGAUGUCCAUACCUUACAUGAACGGUAAUUCUAGUUACUCAAUGCCUAUGUCCUCAUACGCGUCCAUGCAGUCCUCGCAACCCAUGGGGGGCUCCAUCAAAGCAGAGCCCAGCUCCAGUGGUACAAGCAGCCCGAGCUCGAUGCCCCCCAUACCGAUUUCCAACUCACGACCCCGCUGCAACAACGAGUUACAGAACAUGAUUAUGACUUAUUUACCCCAAAACGAUGCAUCAGACCCAAAUGGUCUGAAUAGACUUCAAAUGGCUUCACAUUAUCCAGGAGUAGAAACACUUAGUUCUGGUACAAUGCCCCUCUCUCAUAUGUGAUUUUUCAAACAUACAACAAAUAUACAUUUUUAUUGUGAAAAAGAAAAAAGACUUGUACAGAUUUAAAUGGACACUGGCAUUACAAACUGUGUAUUAUUGCUGGACUGCUGAUGGCAUCAAGGCACGUAAGUAGCCUUACAAAGUUUUUUUUUUUAGUUGUGAAAACAAAAAAAAAGUUUUUUAAAGAGACUUUAAUCCAAAGUUAGCCUUAGAACUGCAUAGUUGUUAUCAUUAUCAUUGGUUGAAACUGUUAAAGACUUUGUGAACUAUUUAGUUUUAAAUGUUUUUAUAAUUGAUACCACGUUCUAUAUGUUUUAAAAUAAUUCUUCAUUAAAAAGGAAUUAAAAAAUCAAAACAGUUUUUUUUCUUCUUAAAUCUGAAAGGCACUUUUCUAACGUUUUUUCUUAUCUAAUUAUUUUUUUUUUCAAAGAUAGAUAUUUAUCAAUAUUAUGUAAACAGUGUUGAUUGUAAUGAAGUAAGGUUUUGCUGAAUGCAAAUAUUUAUGAAUUACGUUAGUAUGAGUCCGACAUGUAAUAUAGUAUAUAAAUUUUGAAAAAAAAAAAGGCAUGAAUGUAUUAUUUGUACAUAAAAAAGAAGACUUUUGUGUGAGAGAAAUUAAAUUCCCAUUUUAUCUUGCACAUCAAUGUGAUUUGCCCCUUUUUUCAAUUGAAUUCUAUUCGCUGCUGCAACAUUGGAUGUCCUAAGUGCAAUAUACCGCGAGCCGCUGCAAACGUUCUUUUUUAUAAUUAGAAUUUAUUGCGGAGAUCUCGCGAAUAUUUUAUUGUAUUGCAGAAAUAAUAUUAAAACAAGUUCUUUAUUGCUAUAAGCUUAAAAUGAUUCUUUUUAAUAUUUGAAACUGUCUAUAUGAGCACUACGAAAAGACAAUACUUAAAGUAAAAAGAAUUUUUUUUCACAUCUAUGAGUCUGAUAUAAUCAUAGUUUUGCGUUUUGAUAUUUUAUAUCUACAGAAUACAUAAAAUUUGUGUCAAUUGUUCCCUAAAAAGUAUUUUUCCGUGCAAAAUUUAUAAUUUCCUUUUUGCAAAAUUAAUAAUUCCCUUCUCCCAAAUUUUCAUCUGUGUGAAAUUUAUAUUUCCUGAAAAAUAUUUAUAGAAAUGUAUUAUUAUUUAUGUGUAUAGAUUAUAUAGUCCCAGUUUUUAAUUUUUUAUUAUUAAUCAGUUUUGAUUAGUAGACAAUAUUACUUGCGAUUUUAAAUUUUUCUUUUUAUUAAAUUAAAUUUUAAACAUUUAUAGCUAAUUCAUAACGAUUUUAAUGUUGUGAAGCAUACGAUCAGAAUUGUUCACGUAGCACUCAACCAAAAAUGAAUUUUUCGGAAUUCACAUUUUUAUCAUAUAUUUGAAUUUCAUUUAAUUCUAGCAUUAAUUUUUAUUUAAUGAGAUUAAAAAGUUUUAAAUUUAUAACAUUUUUCUAGUGUUUUUUCAAUAAAAGAAAUGUAUUUCUGUAUUGAACGUAUGUUUUUGGGAGAAAAUAUACGUUUUUCAUGUUCUAGAAGAAAAGAGAUCUUAAUUUAUUUUAAUAUAACAACAAAAGAAAAUGUAUAAUUUUUUUUCUGCUUUUCAACAAGUUUGAUUGCUACUGUAAAGGGUAAAUAUUUUUAUUCUUUUGAGUUUAUCAAUUUUAUUCCCCCCAAAAAUUUUUUAAUCUCAAUUUUAAGUUUCAAAUGAAAAUUUGGCAGCGAAGAUUCUUCUCUGAGAUGAGGAGGAUUUCCAUCUAUUUUUGCAGCAGCGAAUUAGAUUCGAACCCAUGGUUUUGUGUUCCCUCAUCUGUAUUAUACUGCCAUUUAUUGAAAAAAAGACUUUAUGUUUUAUUUGUUCAAUCAUCUGUAAAUAGUCAUAUAUGUCCUUGUAAAAAUUUCAUUUAUGACACAAUUGCUGUGUCCUCUUUCUUAGUCAAGAAUACUUUAAAAAUAAAAAAAAAUGGCAGAGAA